AGCAUCGGAAUGGCCUUCAGGGCACAGGCGCGAGGGUGGCGGGCCGGGCCCUGGCUGGCCUUGAGCAGGGCACCCACACUGGGCACCCGAGCCGCUCCGGCCCCCAGGGCGGUGCUGCCCUUCGAAGCCGUGCCCCGCUGUCCCGGCAACAAGUGGAUGCGGGUGCUGCAGAUCUGGAGGCAGCAGGGCUCUGAGAGCCUCCACCUGGAGAUGCACUGCACCUUCCAGGAGCUGGGGCCUAUUUUCAGAAAUAUUUGCCCGCCUACUAGUACGAGAGGUCCCACAGUGGCUCUUUACUCGUGUAGCGUACCCUUUGGGCUGCAAAAUAUCCUGGAAUUCGAUGGUGGGGAUGACUGCACAGCAUUGUGAAUAUACUCGCCAACACUGAAUUUCAGCCUUUCAAAUGCUCAAUCUUAGGUUAUGUCAAUUCUCUGUAAGUGAGAAUCAGGUAUAAAAAUGGAGGAGAGAUGAGGGCAAAAGAAGGAGAACGUUUUGUUC
Canis lupus familiaris (dog) is the source of this 498-nucleotide messenger RNA. RefSeq names its product cytochrome P450 11B1, mitochondrial-like. The coding region runs from base 10 to 369 and encodes 119 amino acids. Gene Ontology annotation, biological process: glucocorticoid biosynthetic process; cholesterol metabolic process; aldosterone biosynthetic process. NCBI's taxonomy places the organism in Eukaryota, Metazoa, Chordata, Mammalia, Carnivora, Canidae. The transcript is spliced from 2 exons. Gene Ontology annotation, molecular function: corticosterone 18-monooxygenase activity; steroid 11-beta-monooxygenase activity. Gene Ontology annotation, cellular component: mitochondrial inner membrane. The record is from RefSeq and is a predicted model, not a curated record.